AUGGACGAGAAGCGUUUAAAAAAGGCUAGCCGGGCCCAAGAGGACGGCGGCGGGUGCAGAGCCUGGGAAGGGAAGCACGAGGAGGAGGAGGAGGAGGAGAGGCGCCCAGCAGGGGCCCGGGGAGUCCUGGGGCGGCCGGGCUGGGGAGGACAGGCCUGGCCGGCGAGCCGGGCCGAGCUCCGGGUCUGCCCGUCACCGUCCGGUCACUUCCAGGCAGAGGCGGGCACGUCACGCGAUGGCCGUCCGGCCCAUGAAGGCGUCCACAGGAGGAUGAAAGAGCAUUUAUCCAGCACUGACCGUGGGCUCAUGGGGGACAGCCAGAUCGGUUUCCUGAAGGUCAUGCACAAGUACGAGGUGACGUUCACGCUGCCGCCACUGCCCAGACUGGGACGAGAUGUGUGCGCCGUCCCCACCCCCAGCCUCCACCUCAAAGUCCUCAGCAUCACCCCCGUUCCUGAAGGCUUCUGCGUGAAGUGCGAGUACAUCGCCCACAAGGAGGGGGUGCUCAAGGAGGAGCUGGUGCUGGCCUGUGAGACCAACGACAGCGUGUCUGUCCGCGUGGUGCUGCAGGCCAGAGUCAUGGACCGGCACCACGGCACCCCGAUGCUGCUGGACGGCGUGCGCUGCAUGGGUGCGGAGCUGGAGUACGACUCGGAGCAGAGCGACUGGCGCGGCUUCGACUGAGGACGGCCUUCCCGCCUCCCUCCGGCCCGGCUCCUUCCCUGACCCCCGCCCCGGGGAGCGCCCCCCACCCAACUCUGCUGCUUGGAAGGGGCUGGGCCGGGGCGGCGAGGAAGCUCCCCCAGCCAGGGGGACACGGGAGAGGAUCCCCCACCCCUUCGGCCUUAAAUUCUAACCAGAAGUGUCUCGGUCUGUUGCCUGCUGCUUGCAGGGCCGGUGUCGGGUGGGUCGGUGGAGAGGGAUCCGGGGAUCCGGGCCUCGGGCCUGGCUCGGGCUGGGCAGACAUCUGCCCCCUCUGGGAGAGGAGCCGCUCCUUUCUUGGGGGGGUGGGGAGAGGAGGCCCCUUCUGGGAGCCCCAAUCCCCGGCCUGAGGGUAGCCUUUAGGGCGCGUGUGUAGGAGGGUUUGGGGGAGCAGGCUCUGAUGUUUUGGGACCCUGGGGUGCCCCCGUUGUCCUGCUGACUGUCCUCUUGCCCCAAGCUGUCUCCCACCCCGUGAGGUCAAGCCUCUGCCCCCAGCCCAAUUCCUAAGCCAUAGCCGGAGGAGAGACGCUGCCCUCCAGGCUUGCACCUGCCUUUAGUGUCGCUCCUGCUCUAGUCCGUUUGCUGCUUUAGCCGUUCACCCCCCUCACUGCCCUGGGGGGGCCGGGCCGGGCCGAGGGAGGAGGCCGGGCACAGGAGGGGAGCGUCGUGCCCCCACCUCCGUCGUCGUGCCCCCGUGUGCGUGCCUGUCCUGUGUUUGUCAUGUUGUUUUUUAAGUCAUGUUGGGUGAAAGCCCAAAGGAAUAAAGAGAAACAGUGGA
This is a messenger RNA of Gracilinanus agilis (Agile Gracile Mouse Opossum), 1480 nucleotides long. RefSeq names its product chromosome 2 C20orf27 homolog (gene ADISSP). NCBI's taxonomy places the organism in Eukaryota, Metazoa, Chordata, Mammalia, Didelphimorphia, Didelphidae. The coding region runs from base 1 to 684 and encodes 227 amino acids. The record is from RefSeq and is a predicted model, not a curated record. The transcript has 6 exons.